AUGACCUGCCACCCCCCUUACACCGACGAGCCUGACUUCAUUCCUUCUGUUCAAACCUCAAACCCCGCUCCGGGUGUUGCCCCUCUUCCUCUCAAUCUUCGACUGGUGGACUCCGCAUACGUUCUUCCCGACUCAAAUAUCAAGGCCGAUGACAAGCGCGCGAUCUCCAUCGCGCCGAGCCUCUCGCGUAAUAGCGAUGAGCUCUUCUACGCCAUUCGCCGACAGAUGAAACUUCCCCCACGACCGCUGCUUUGGAUCAAGGGCUCACACAGUGAGUCAAGCAACGACAAGAAGAAGAAAGGAAGCAAUAGCGUCACCGACUUUGAAUUCAAGCUUGACCUCGCGGAGACAAUGCUGAGUGGGUGGGAAGCCGAUGCGCGAGGACCCUGGAAAUGGACGGAGGAAGAAGUGCUCAAUGACGAGGACUACAAGCCUGCUUUCCGCGGUGGGAGGUUCAAGUCACGCACUUAUAAGGCGCCGUGUUGUGCACGAGUCCGUGGCGAGGAUAGCGAUGCCCUUCUUGCCUCAGAUGCAGCCCUUGGAGCCAAUGGUGCUGAAGAACAACCCACCACAUCGAAUGAAGCUAAUUUGAAAUUAUGGUGUGAGCGGUUCUGCAAUGAUCCCUCCCCCGUUAAAUCAUUUACCCUACAUCGCCAACUCUCAGGUUUCGAUUGGAAGGCCAUGCGCAAUGUCCUUGCAUCACAUAUUCGCUCUCUCAAUUACCUCGGCUCGGUUGACUUUAAUUUCACCAUUGCUCAGCAAUCAGUCACUAUCUACUCUCCCCAUUGGAUCAACCGGCUACGUGCAAACCGCUACAUCUGGUGGACUUUCGUUAUCCUCCAGCUGUGGAUUAUCACAUGGCCAAUCAUUUGGCUGCUUGAGAAGCGGUACGAGCUGGUCCACACGCGUUGGCAUUCUUCGAUCACCACUGAUCCCCACUCCGGGUUGGUAAAGGAGUACGCUCGCGGUCGGGAUGAGGCCACUUUGGGAGAAUUCUGGGGGCCGGCCGUCAAACGAAUGGCGUGGAGUCAAAGAUGUGGAAAUGGAAAUACUCUAACAAGGAUGGAUGCGGAAAGGGUCCAGGGAUUGAAUACGGAUCAGCUUCUUGGUCUCCAGCGCGGAGAUUCCGAGGCUGAGCGAGAGAGACGGGAGCGUGUCAAUAGAGGUGAUGCUGGAUUUGUUGACCAUAUGGUGGGAUUCGUUCGCGGUGUUGGGGAAGUUGGACAAGGUUGGAGGUUGACGGCGGGAUGGGGUGCCAACUCUUGA
Penicillium longicatenatum is the source of this 1266-nucleotide messenger RNA. RefSeq lists its product as uncharacterized. The record is from RefSeq and is a predicted model, not a curated record. NCBI's taxonomy places the organism in Eukaryota, Fungi, Ascomycota, Eurotiomycetes, Eurotiales, Aspergillaceae. The transcript has 2 exons. The coding region runs from base 1 to 1266 and encodes 421 amino acids.